GGACAGAGAGGAGGACAGAGAGGAGGACAGAGAGGAGGACUGAGGUCCGCAGUGAUGCUGCUCCCGCGGCUCCCGGUGCUGUCGGCGCUCCUCGUCCUGCUGCUGGCCGCUGGACGAUGCACCGCGGCGGCCGGACGGCUGGAAGGACGCAGCAUGCUGGAGCUGGUCGGCCGGAACCCGAGGACCAGGACGGAGCCGGCGGCGGAGCUGAGCGGACACCGCGGAGUGAGAGGGCCGGAGAGAGAGCGGAGGUCCCAGCAGGGAGCGGAGAGUCAGCACAGAGACCCACGACACAAGGAGAAGUUCAUCAAACACCUGACAGGUCCUCUUUACUUCAACCCAAAGUGCAGAAAACAUUUCAACAGACUGUACCACAACACCAGAGAGUGCACAGUGCCCGCCUAUUUUAAAAGAUGUGCUCGCCUGCUGACUCGCCUGGCUAACAGCCCGCGCUGUACGGAGAGAUAAACACUGCUGGAAGCGUUGCCGUGGCAGCAAGGAAGGCGGGGCAGUCCUCCAGCCGAUACCAACACCGCCACCGCCGAGACGCCGCUGUCAUUGUCAAUCCACUCCCAGAAUGCAAUGCUUUCAUCUGGCUGCUAACUCUGACUGAUGGGACCACGAUGGACCGGUUCUGUUCUGGUCUAGGUCAGCUGGUGUUGAUAUGUAGAGUCCAAUCAGAAGUCCAGUCGAUGUUUGACCUCCGAGUCCGUCCAUGGACCACGACAAACUCUUAAAUGUUUCCAUCCACCUGCUUUGAUGAGCGUUCUGGACUCUGGUCUUUAACUGGACUCUGUUCUACGACUGAUCGAAGAGUCCAGUCUGCAUCACCAGACUCUCCUCAGCUGUGCUGGACUCUGCCGGACUCUGCUGGACUCCUCCAGUAAUUCAAAGAGUUUCCUGGAAGUCGAUGAACUGCAACAAGUCGCUUUGAGUCCGAUAUGAUCCGGAAACUAGCGCAGGUCUCAACAGAACCGUUCAUCCGGGACCGAAGGUCUUUUCCUCGGUGUGCCGGUGGUUUGAAGGACAGAUCCUGAUCAGCUCCAGCAGACGUUUGUUACCUGAUAAUUCUGUUGCAGUGUAUUUAUAUGAAGCUGCUGCCCUGUGCAAUAUGUACAUACACUCAGAGCAAUA
Larimichthys crocea (large yellow croaker) is the source of this 1134-nucleotide messenger RNA. RefSeq names its product ALK and LTK ligand 2b (gene alkal2b). The transcript has 6 exons. Bases 55 to 468 code for a protein of 137 amino acids. Lineage: Eukaryota; Metazoa; Chordata; Actinopteri; Sciaenidae. The record is from RefSeq and is a predicted model, not a curated record. Gene Ontology annotation, molecular function: receptor signaling protein tyrosine kinase activator activity; receptor tyrosine kinase binding. Gene Ontology annotation, biological process: positive regulation of ERK5 cascade; positive regulation of ERK1 and ERK2 cascade.